Molecule: messenger RNA, 2478 nt
Organism: Danio aesculapii
Lineage: Eukaryota; Metazoa; Chordata; Actinopteri; Cypriniformes; Danionidae
Gene: atic
Product: 5-aminoimidazole-4-carboxamide ribonucleotide formyltransferase/IMP cyclohydrolase
Exons: 15
Coding region: 94-1866 (590 amino acids)
Biological process (GO): 'de novo' IMP biosynthetic process
Cellular component (GO): cytosol
Molecular function (GO): phosphoribosylaminoimidazolecarboxamide formyltransferase activity; IMP cyclohydrolase activity
Source: RefSeq, a predicted model, not a curated record
UAAAACUAUUGCAUCCACGUGUUUUGAUUAACACCGCGCGCUUCACGAGACACUUCAGCACAAAUCUGCGAUUUCCUCUGCUUUCUCUGCAGCAUGGCAUCAGAAAUAGCAUUGCUGAGUGUUUCGGAUAAGACUGGACUGGUGGAGUUCGCCAGGCGUCUGGUGUCAGUGGGUCUGUCGUUAGUGGCAUCAGGAGGAACCGCCAAAACACUCAGAGAUGCUGGACUCGCAGUCAGGGAUGUAUCUGAGCUCACCGGAUUCCCUGAGAUGCUCGGAGGCAGAGUUAAAACCCUUCAUCCGGCUGUCCACGGUGGCAUUUUGGCCAGACAAACUCCAUCCGAUAAGGCUGAUAUGGAAAAACUAGGGUUCAGUCUUGUCAGAGUGGCCGUGUGCAACCUUUACCCGUUUGUGAAGACCAUUUCAUCCCCUGGUGUGACUGUGGAAGACGCUGUUGAGCAGAUUGACAUCGGUGGUGUUACUCUUCUUCGAGCGGCAGCUAAGAAUCACGCUAGGGUCACAGUCAUCUGCGAUCCAUCCGACUACGAUGUUGUGGCCAAGGAAAUGGAGACCUCUGAAAUCCACGACACCACAAUGGAAACGCGCAAAAUUCUUGCGCUGAAGGCCUUCACGCACACUGCUCAGUACGAUGAGGCCAUCUCUGAUUACUUCAGACGUGAAUACAGUCGAGGAGUUUCCCAGCUCCCUCUGCGUUACGGGAUGAACCCGCAUCAAGCACCAGCUCAGCUCUACACUACACGACCAGCACUUCCGCUCACAGUGCUGAAUGGAUCUCCAGGCUUCAUUAACCUGUGUGAUGCUCUGAACGCAUGGCAGCUGGUCAGAGAGUUGAAGAAGGCUCUCGGUUUGCCAGCCGCCUCUUCAUUUAAACACGUCAGUCCUGCAGGAGCUGCUGUUGGCGUCCCGUUGAGUGAAGACGAGGCCAAAGUGUGUAUGGUGAAUGACAUGCUGCAGGAUCUCACUCCUCUCGCCACUGCGUACGCCAGAGCCAGAGGAUCUGACAGAAUGUCCUCCUUUGGAGACUUCAUCGCUUUGUCUGAUGUCUGCGAUGUUCCCACUGCCAAGAUCAUCUCCAGAGAGGUGUCUGAUGGUAUCGUUGCUCCUGGUUAUGAAGCGGAUGCGCUGCGGAUUCUGUCCAAAAAGAAGAAUGGGAACUAUUGUGUUCUUAAGAUGGAUCCUGAAUAUGAACCCGAUGAAGAAGAGGUGAGGGUGCUUUUUGGUUUGCAUCUCAAACAGAAGAGGAAUGGAGCAGUCAUUGAUAAAGAGCUCUUCAGCAACAUUGUGUCAAAGGGAAAGCUGUCUGAGAGUGCUCUGCGAGACCUCAUCGUCGCCUCCAUCGCUGUAAAGUACACUCAGUCGAACUCUGUGUGUUAUGCAAAAGAUGGGCAGGUGAUUGGCAUCGGCGCCGGGCAGCAGUCUCGUAUCCACUGCACUCGGCUGGCAGGAGACAAGGCUGACAACUGGUGGCUCAGGCACCAUCCAGGAGUGCUCAGUAUGAGGUUUCGCAGCGGAGUGAAGCGCGCAGAGAUGGCUAAUGCUAUUGAUCAGUAUGUCAGCGGCACGGUUGGAGAGGGACCAGAUAAGGAGGUCUGGAAGGGUCUGUUUGAGGAGGUUCCUGAGCCUCUGUCGGAAGUGGAGAAGAAGAACUGGAUCAGUUCUCUGCAGGCUGUGGCUCUCAGCUCUGAUGCUUUCUUCCCCUUCAGGGACAAUGUUGACCGUGCCAAACAGAGUGGUGUGGAGUAUAUCGCUGCUCCGUCUGGCUCUACUGCUGAUGAAGUGGUCGUCAAUGCCUGCAAUGAGCUGGGAAUUACCCUGGUACACACCAACAUUCGCCUCUUCCAUCACUGAAAAGCACUACAAAACUUCCAGCUGAAUAUAAAUAUACUACUACAAGUAUACAGCUACUUUAGGUGUCUUUAUCUAGAUGUGCAUGCCUGCAGUGAGCUAGGAAUUACCCUGCUAAACACCAACAUCCGUCCCUCCCAUUAAUGAAAAGCACUACAAACCAUCUAGUUGAAUACAAUUACACAAUAUACCAUACAAAUAUACAGCUACUUCAGGUGUUUUCUCUGUGGAUGUACUCUGUAAUUCCAAGUUGCCAACCAGGUUUUAUGAUUUAGCACAAACAAGUAGUAAGUCUUUCCACUUUCCAGUAUUAAGUCAAAUGUUUAACCGAGUACAUGGCAACUAAACAGAUUUUAAACAUGGUUACAGGAGGAACAUUACUCAUGAGUGACUUUUUGCAAUACUAAUGCAUUCAGAAUAAUAUUAGCCACUCAUUAAUUUUUCAUUUUCAUCCUAAAAGCAUAUUUCUUUGCAUUAUUUCUGUCGGAGAUGCCACUCGAGGGCUAAAAAAAAAGGUUUCUAAUAUGAAAUGGUUUUCCACACACUUCCUGUUACAUUCCAUGCUGCCUUUAGUGUCUCGUGAGCAUUGCUAAAUAAAAAACACAUCAAAUGUAA